ACUCGGUCCACUUGGAUGGGCGUUGGGUUUCCUUAAGGAUACAUUCAAGACGACUGCAGCAUUGUGACUUCUAAAUUCUGACCUCUGCCCAGCGAGGAAAAAUCCGCAAAGAUGUCGGACGCAGUGAUAAGUUUCAUGAAGGAUUUUUUGGCAGGUGGUAUUGCCGCAGCCAUAUCUAAGACAGCUGUUGCUCCAAUUGAGAGAGUCAAGUUGUUACUUCAGGUCCAAUAUGCCAGCAAACAGAUCACUGUUGAUAAACAGUAUAAAGGAAUCAUGGACUGCAUCGUCAGGAUCCCUAAGGAACAGGGCUUUGUCUCCUUCUGGAGAGGUAACCUUGCCAACGUCAUCCGUUACUUCCCCACUCAAGCCCUCAACUUCGCCUUCAAAGACAAGUACAAAAAGAUCUUCCUCGGUGGGGUCGACCAGAAGACACAGUUCUGGCGUUAUUUCGCCGGUAACCUGGCGUCCGGAGGAGCAGCCGGUGCCACCUCUCUGUGCUUUGUGUACCCACUUGACUUCGCCAGAACCAGGCUGGCCGCCGACAUUGGCAAAGCUGGCGCCGAGAGAGAGUUCUCAGGUCUGGGCAACUGCCUCACCAAGAUCUUCAGGUCUGACGGCCUCAAAGGUCUUUACCUUGGAUUCAACGUGUCAGUCCAGGGCAUCAUCAUCUAUAGAGCGGCCUACUUUGGAACCUACGACACAGCUAAAGGUAUGCUGCCAGACCCCAAGAACACACACAUCAUAGUGAGCUGGAUGAUCGCCCAGACUGUCACAGCCGCUGCCGGUAUCAUUUCAUACCCCUUCGACACGGUCAGACGUCGUAUGAUGAUGCAGUCAGGACGCAAAGCAGCUGACAUCAUGUACACAGGCACAAUGGAUUGCUGGAGGAAGAUCUUAAAGGAUGAGGGUUCAGGUGCUUUCUUCAAGGGUGCUUGGUCCAAUGUGAUCCGUGGUAUGGGUGGUGCCUUUGUACUGGUCCUGUACGACGAGAUCAAGAAAUACACAUAAACAUUCUUGUCUCCCCAAAAAAGCCCUCUAUGGCUGCACGUAUGUCUUAAGGUUUUAUUGAAUGAGAACACCAUGGUCAAAUAUUACGAGCAAGGUGUUUUUUUUGCUGGCUUAUGAAACAACAGCUUGGACGUCUGUACAUCUCACCCGAGACGCACAAAAUAGGCAUGGGCGAGUCCUCAGUGGAAACUUGUCAAGCUGGUCGUCAAAACCACACACACUUGCUCAACUCAUAAUUAGUUGAACAUUUCUAUUUAUUACAGCAGUCUGUUAAGAACCCCCAACGUUCAUGUUUUGUCCCACUGAUUUUAUGUGUUGAACCACGUUCUUAAAAUAAAAAUAAACA
Molecule: messenger RNA, 1354 nt
Organism: Osmerus eperlanus (European smelt)
Lineage: Eukaryota; Metazoa; Chordata; Actinopteri; Osmeriformes; Osmeridae
Gene: slc25a4
Product: solute carrier family 25 member 4
Exons: 4
Coding region: 112-1008 (298 amino acids)
Biological process (GO): mitochondrial ATP transmembrane transport; negative regulation of mitochondrial outer membrane permeabilization involved in apoptotic signaling pathway; mitochondrial ADP transmembrane transport
Cellular component (GO): mitochondrial inner membrane
Molecular function (GO): ATP:ADP antiporter activity
Source: RefSeq, a predicted model, not a curated record